AUGAGGACUCCUCUCGUCACCCUGCUGGCUGCUGUCCUGUGCGUGCAACAAGCUUAUCCAUUCAUGUGCUACAUCUGCCAAGAGCAGGAGUCCAACAAGGACUGUUUGACCAUUUCCAUGUGCUCAGAGGAGGACAAAUACUGCGUGACCGUGCGGAAGGAUGUCAGAACAAAGCCCAACAAGCCCAAAUACAUCAUCUCCAAGAUGUGCUCUCCGACGUGUCCAGCAGCAAGUCAGCAACAAAGCUCUCAGAGGGUUUCUUGCUGUGAGAAACCCUUGUGCAACGUGAAUGGAGCCAGCAGCAAGCAAAGCAGCUUUGGAGUGAUGUCCCUGGCUGUCCUGGCCAGUGUCACCUACAUCUUUGCACGUGGACUGUGA
Molecule: messenger RNA, 378 nt
Organism: Lepidothrix coronata (blue-crowned manakin)
Lineage: Eukaryota; Metazoa; Chordata; Aves; Passeriformes; Pipridae
Product: lymphocyte antigen 6E-like
Exons: 3
Coding region: 1-378 (125 amino acids)
Molecular function (GO): acetylcholine receptor inhibitor activity
Source: RefSeq, a predicted model, not a curated record